AGGCAGCUUCUAGGAAACACCCGGGACAAAAACAAGGGCGGUGUCUCCCUGGAGGACAGUGCGCAGCCGCAGAGCUCCACCCGCCCAUCGCUCCGCCCCGGGGAGAAUCGGAAACACGAUGGAGGAGUACCAUCGCCACUGUGAGGAGGUUGGCUUCAAUGUGGAUGAAGCCCACAGCCUUGUUAAAGAGUGUAUAGAUGGAGUUUUGGGUGGUGAAGAUUAUAAUCAGAACAACAUCAACCAAUGGACUGCAAGUAUUGUGGAACAAUCCUUAGCACAUUUGGUCAAGUUGGGAAAAGCUUAUAAAUAUAUUGUGACCUGUGCAGUGGUCCAGAGGAGUGCAUAUGGCUUUCAUACAGCCAGUUCAUGCUUUUGGGAUACCACAUCUGAUGGAACCUGUACCGUAAGAUGGGAGAACCGAACCAUGAACUGUAUCGUCAAUGUUUUUGCCAUUGCUAUUGUCCUGUGACAUACUAAAAUUGUUUGGCCAAAGUCAUUAACUUGAGAAUUUGUCAGUGUAUCCUUUCUAAAAAGAGUAAGUUACUUAUUAAUACUCUAGAUGAUAAGUGUGCAAUAUGCUUCAAAAAUUGAAUAUUAUAAGCAAGCAAUCUCAUACAUAGUAAGUUGGCAGAUUCGUACAUAUUCUAUAUAUACAGAAUCAUUUCAAUAGGAAAAAAUUAAUGUCAGCAAAAAACAACAACAGCAGCAGCAACAACAAACAAAUACAGAAACAUGGCAUUACUUGAAAAUAGAACCUUAUAUUCACACCAGUUUUUCACUAACAUUAUGUACCUAGGGAGUUAGGGAAAUCCAUUCAGAUAAUAAAGUUCUCUUUCAAAGAAGUUAACAGGGAAAAAUAUAUGAACAAAAUCACUGCAAGGAUAAAUCUGGAGAAAAUAAUAAUUAGUUAACACUUCUUAAGUUUGUAUUUCUUCUCCUCAAUUGUACAUAUGAUUUAGUAGAAAUCAAUUGUUCUUUUUUUCUCUCAACUAAUAUUGCAGUAGCAACUACUAUUAACUUGUUUACAUUUUUUGAGAACUGUUAAAACAGUUUUUAAAAUUUCAAAAUCUUGGAUUUACAUUUGAGGGCAAAUUAAAUCUGGUAACCUUGAAUUCCCUUGUUAAACAAAAUGAGUUAUGGUGUAUGGUGAAAAGUAUCUGCCUAACAGCUGCCUUACAAUUCACACAUUCCAUGUGUAAUAAAUACUAUUGAAUGCCUGUUUGUUAUGAGCAUAUUUCUCUGCUAGUCAUUAUGGUUAUCAAUCUGCUCUUCAAAUACUAAGUUUCUUUUGGCACCUGUUCAGUUGGACUAUUAACGUGUUUGUGGGAAGAAAAAAACGUGUUUUACAAGAGAGGGAAAAGUGAAUCUGGUUAUUUAUGUAGCAAAGUGAAAGGACUUAUUGCUGACAGAUAAUCAUAACUUUAAGAAUUUUAAGAAUUGCUCUUUAAUAAGUAAAAAAUGUAUAAAACAUGCAGCAUUAGUUAAAGACCUUAUUAGGAGUCUUACUAUACAAGUAGUAAACUUCAUUGUUGCUUUAGUUGCAACCAUCUGUAAAUAAUUUUAAAUACUUAUGUGGGGUUCAAAUUAAUUGGAAAGAAGUAUAAAUGAAAAGUAUACAAUCAUUGGCAAGUUAUUGAAAAUCUCAGGAUUUAUGAAAUGUAGUUAAAUUUAUUUAAAAAAUAUCUACAGCUGCCCACCAAAUGCGAAAUCAAUCUGCUAUUUAACCUUGAAAACAAAUCAAGUUUCCAUAUUACCACUAACACACAUAGAUAUGGGUAAUAGAACCAUGUUUCAUUGAACGUGGGGGAAAGAAUAGCUUGGUAUAAAUACUGACAAUAUUAAGAUAGUAUUCUUGUAGGAAUAUUAUGUGCAUGUUUAAUAUUUUUCUGAGUAACAAUUGUUUAAUGUUUAAGAAGAAUAUUAAGAAAAUACAGGGGUAGAAUUUAAUGCAGUGAUAUACAUUUUUGGCCCAUAGGAAAUUUUCAUAGUCAUUACCUUCAUAUUAGUUUACGUUGUUGGCUUUUGUGCCCUUGAAGAUUAUAAUAGUGACCAAAAUAUCUGUGCAACUGAGACUGUUUGAUUAGUUAUUGAAGCCUGAUCGUAAAAAAAAAUUACUGUGUUGACUUCCUAUUUAGUCUGUUUCUAGUUACAUUAUAAUAAAGAUUAUUUUCCUGUGCUGCA
Pipistrellus kuhlii (Kuhl's pipistrelle) is the source of this 2181-nucleotide messenger RNA. RefSeq names its product dynein light chain Tctex-type 3 (gene DYNLT3). Gene Ontology annotation, molecular function: dynein intermediate chain binding. Lineage: Eukaryota; Metazoa; Chordata; Mammalia; Chiroptera; Vespertilionidae. Gene Ontology annotation, biological process: microtubule-based movement. Gene Ontology annotation, cellular component: kinetochore; cytoplasmic dynein complex; cytoplasm. The coding region runs from base 119 to 469 and encodes 116 amino acids. The transcript is spliced from 5 exons. The record is from RefSeq and is a predicted model, not a curated record.